AUGCGACAAUUGUCCUCCACUUUCGUUUUUGUUUCGAUUUCACUGUUUUCUGCGGCUUGGGCGGCUUCAGUUGUGACAAAAAAAGAGGUAGUCGACAAAUCAACAGCCGAAUUCGAAGACACUUUAAACGAUGCGGAUUUCGAAAGUAAUUUACAUCAAAGAUAUGAUUUGCACACUCUUGGAAUCAAAGUAAAAGAUGAUCCAACGAUUGGAAAUUACAGUGAAGGAGAUAUUUUAUUAGAAAGUCCCAAGAAGUUUGUGGAAGAGAAUAAUAAGUUGGGAAGGAACGCGAUUCGCCAGAUGUACAGACGUUGGCCAAACGGAGAGAUCCCAUACACUCUUUCAUCUCAAUACGGAUCGUACGCCCGUGGAGUUAUUGCAAAUGCCAUGAACGAAUAUCAUACCAAAACUUGUGUCAAAUUCGUCGCCAGAGAUCCCUCCAAGCAUCAUGAUUACCUUUGGAUUCAUCCUGAUGAUGGAUGUUAUAGUUUGGUUGGAAAGACCGGAGGAAAACAACCAGUGUCGCUGGAUUCUGGAUGUAUCCAAGUUGGAACUAUUGUCCAUGAAUUGAUGCAUGCCGUUGGAUUCUUCCAUGAACAGAGCAGACAAGACCGUGACAGCUACAUCGAUGUCGUCUGGCAGAAUGUGAUGAAUGGAGCCGAUGAUCAAUUCGAAAAAUACAAUCUGAAUGUCAUUUCUCAUUUGGAUGAGCCAUAUGACUAUGCCUCUAUUAUGCAUUAUGGACCAUACGCAUUCAGUGGAUCAGGCAAAAAGACCCUGGUGCCAAAGAAAUCUGGCUCCGAAAGAAUGGGUCAACGUGUCAAGUUUUCGGAUGUUGAUGUUCGGAAAAUCAAUAAAUUGUACAAUUGUCCAUCUGGGGGAUCUUCAAAUUCCAAUUCCAAUUCCAAUAACAAUCAAAUCAACACAAAUUCCAUCGUCAACAAUCAUCCUCAGGUUUGA
Messenger RNA from Caenorhabditis briggsae, 960 nucleotides. RefSeq names its product Protein CBR-NAS-4 (gene Cbr-nas-4). Gene Ontology annotation, molecular function: metalloendopeptidase activity; zinc ion binding. Bases 1 to 960 code for a protein of 319 amino acids. Lineage: Eukaryota; Metazoa; Nematoda; Chromadorea; Rhabditida; Rhabditidae. The transcript has 6 exons. Gene Ontology annotation, biological process: proteolysis. The record is from RefSeq and is a predicted model, not a curated record.